AGAAAUAUUAGGAAGUGUUUCGCUCUUUGGGUUGAAUGGUACCUGCUUUGGGAAGAUUACCGGUAAAUGUCAUUCCAUCUCUCCUUACAAACUUUCUCCGCUCACAAACACUCAAAAGAAUAGCGUCUGUCGGCCCAGAACUGUGUGGAGCUGAUCUGGUUGAUGUGAUGUGCAGUCCAGGAUCGGAGGGGCCUGGAGAGGAUGCCUCUGUAGAGUUUGUGUACUGCAGCGGAGCAAUCACAGAGCUGCUUAAAUAUGGACCAACAGACCUGCAUGCUGCCAGCAGAAGCCCCAAUCCUCCCAAAAUGCUCAUCCUUGUCAUUCCAGGUAACCCAGGUGUGGUGGGCUUCUACAAGACAUACAUGUGGACGCUGUAUCAGACAUUCAUCCGUAGAUAUCCAGUGUGGGCUGUGAGCCAUGCUGGACACUGUAUGCCUCCGGACACCUAUGAUAUGAUUGAAGAUGCAUCUGUGACUGAGGAGGAGGAUGUUUUUGGGCUAAACGGGCAGAUUGAACACAAGCUGGCCUUCCUUCGGAAGCAUGUGCCUCGGGACACGAACCUGCUGCUGAUUGGUCACUCCAUCGGUUGCUACAUCAUUUUGGAGAUGCUGAAGAGAGACCCAGAGCUAAAGGUUGUGAAGGCGGUGAUGCUCUUCCCCACGAUUGAGCGCAUGGCCUGUAGCCCUCAAGGCAAGGUCAUGACCCCUGUGCUCUGCCGGCUGCGGUACGUCUUCUAUUUGCCCAUCUUCCUGCUCUCCCUCCUUCCAGAGAGGCUGAAGGUCAGCAUAGUGCAUCUGGCUCUGAGGAACAUUUAUGCAGUGGAUACCUCCAUCAUCCCAGCCACUGUCAGCCUGAUCAAUGUAGACUGUGCAGCCAACGGUAUGUACAUGGGAAGCCAAGAAAUGAGACUGGUUGUAGAAAGAGACAAUGCAACUGUACGUCAACACCUCAGCAAGCUUAUUUUUUACUACGGAGCCACGGAUCACUGGUGCCCUGUGCAGUAUUACCAUGAUAUCAGAAAAGACUUCCCUGAAGGGGACAUUCGUCUGUGUGAAAGGGGCAUCCGGCAUGCAUUUGUCCUGGAUGCAGGGGAGGAAAUGGCUAACAUGACGGCAGAGUGGAUCUUUGAUAAUUGAAGACGCUCUGACUGCAAGAUUAACAUUUUAUUCCUCUUUAACCUCUACCACCCAAGUAUUCAAACUGAGCCCCCUGUGUGAGUUUUUUUAAUGCAACCAAUAUUUUAAGAUGUAUUACCUAUUUCCAUGGCAAAGCAUCAUGCUUGUAACAAAACACUUUAAAAAGGUGCUGUAUGACUGAUGUAUUGAUGGCAUUUUAUUGUUCAAAUAUUCAUGAUUGUAAAAUAUCUG
This is a messenger RNA of Carassius carassius (crucian carp), 1367 nucleotides long. It is a transcript of the gene ldah, whose product is annotated as lipid droplet associated hydrolase. The transcript has 7 exons. The record is from RefSeq and is a predicted model, not a curated record. Bases 36 to 1136 code for a protein of 366 amino acids. Lineage: Eukaryota; Metazoa; Chordata; Actinopteri; Cypriniformes; Cyprinidae. Gene Ontology annotation, biological process: lipid storage. Gene Ontology annotation, molecular function: lipase activity. Gene Ontology annotation, cellular component: lipid droplet.